Trichobilharzia szidati is the source of this 1356-nucleotide messenger RNA. NCBI's taxonomy places the organism in Eukaryota, Metazoa, Platyhelminthes, Trematoda, Strigeidida, Schistosomatidae. The record is from the annotation of a GenBank genome assembly.
AUGUUCCAUCAGGGAUAUCAUAUUUUAGCUGAACUAAGCCUCCUUAAGCUCAGACAUCCGUCUGGAGUGUUCAUUCGCCCAAAUGAAGAUAAUCUAUUGAAAUGGGUUGGACUCAUUUCAGUUCGAAGUGGAUACUACUUCGGAGGGGUGUUCAGUUUUCUUCUGUUACUUCCGGACGAUUUCCCGUCAACAAAAGUGCCAAAAAUAUACCUACCUAAAGGAUUCUAUCAUCCACACGUGGAUUGUAUUACUGGAGAAGUGAAUGUUUACUCAGAAUUCCCUGUAUGGAAUCCAAAUAAAUAUCAUAUUUGGCAUUUACUUCAUUAUUUUAAACGAAUGUUAACUAGUCCGACUAGUAUUAUGGUUUCAUCACUUGUCGAACAAACCGCUUGUAUCCGAGAUAUGAGAGAGGUGAAGUAUGCAAAUACGGAAGCAGCCAAUGCAUUAAUUCAUCAUCCAGAAGAGUUUGAUACUCAGGUGAAAUGUUGUGUCAGUAAACUCUCUGUAUGGUCAGGAUCAGCACAAGAUAUUCCCACAUUGAACGUCUCCGGUUGGACGAACGACAAUUUAUUAAACGAUGCACGAAAUUUCCUGGAGGUUUGGGAAAAUUCUAAACACGAUGAAGAAAAUACUGUAAUAAGUCAAGGAUUUUCAUGGAUUGAUCCAAAAAGCAUGUCUAUAUUUUCAAAUGAAUCAGCCGUUGUGUCGGAGACUUCAUUGGACUCAUGAAAUAGAUGAUGCCGCAUGUUUCUGUGUUUGUGGGUGUGUUUCCAUCGAUAAUAUUUAUUUAUUGACAUUAUGUGCAUCCCCUUCCCCCAAAUCACUCAGAUUUCGCCGUUGUAUAUCCGCUUACCCUCAACCUGGACAACAACUGGAGUGUAGUAUCUGUUAUCACAGACGUCAUAACACAGUAAAUAUGGCAGCUCAUACAUAGCCCAGUGUACACCAACACUGGGUGCCAACAACUAACCAACAUUAUUCUAAGUGUUUCUGUCUUCUUGUAUAUAACGUCUAUUUGUUGUUUGUUAUGCUGGUUCUACCGAUUGUCGAAUGGGAUAUUGUAACUCUUUAUUAUAAUAUCAAAUUUUUGUGUGAGUAGUUGAAUUGAUUUUUAUAUGUAUGUAUUGAUUAUUUCCACACUUGACUUGCUCUGCACAUUUUUAUUUAAUGAUGUAGCAGAAUUUUUGUAUCCACACGCAUGCAUAUCUGUGAUUCACACAAGCGCUGCAUUAAUUGAUAAUUGGUUAAUAUUAAUUGUUUAAAUAGAAAAAAAGAGGUGUUUAUAGCCUUUCACUGUUCUGGAUUAUCAAUUUUCAAGCUUAGUUGGGAUGUAUUCACAAAACAACUGGCAUAAAC